Homarus americanus (American lobster) is the source of this 2698-nucleotide messenger RNA. RefSeq names its product protein daughter of sevenless-like (gene dos). The transcript has 4 exons. NCBI's taxonomy places the organism in Eukaryota, Metazoa, Arthropoda, Malacostraca, Decapoda, Nephropidae. The coding region runs from base 103 to 2292 and encodes 729 amino acids. The record is from RefSeq and is a predicted model, not a curated record.
CAUCGUGUCUUUAACUGUGUGCGGGGAUGGUGUGUGAUAAUCAGUGUAUAAACCUUAUUUGACGGAGGUUAAUAUGUGUCUUCACGUCAGCAGCCGGCGGAGAUGGUUCAUGGCAAUAUGGAGAUAGUUCAUGAAGGAAUGUUAAAGAAAUCACCGCCCCCGAAGCGGCUGUGGAGGGCGAAAUGGCGCAUGCGGUGGUUUGUGUUGCGAUCCGGAGAAUUACCGGGUCAGUACUUCUUAGAAUACUACACAGACCGCACCCGCCGUAAGCUGAAGGGUAAAAUUGACCUUGACCAGUGUGACCAGGUUGACGCAGGCAUAACUUUUGCAAAUCGGAAGUCAGAAUACAAAUACAUGUUUGACAUCAAGACUCCCAAGAGAAUUUAUUACCUAUGUGCGGAGACGGAACAGGAGAUGAACCGUUGGGUGGACUGUGUGUGUCAUGUCUGUGGUCUCAAGAUCUAUACUCAAGAAGAUGAGUACCCAUUGCCUUUAGACCACUUGGCAGCAACAACACCAUCUGCUACACCCCCAGCUCCUCUCCAUAGCUUGCCUCUGGAACACCCUGCCCUAGAUUCCCCACCCCUGUCACCAUCUUCUCCAGGUUCAUCUAUAUCUGGACCAUAUAUUCCUAUUAGUACAUGUUUCACAGGGAAAAGAACACCUAACACAAAUUCCAGUUUUCCCUUUAGUGAUGAUAUACCACCUCAAGGGUCUUUGGAAAACCACCGUUCAAGUAUACCCAAUGAAAUGGCCCCUCCAGCACCUAUAAUGUGCCAUGAUAGUCAACCUCCCCUUACUCAAGCACCUCCUGCCCCUACAGUAAACACAGGAGCGAUACCACGCGAGUCUUAUGACAGUCAUAGACAGUUAAGGCCAUCUGGAACAACUUCAGAAGAUACUUUGAGUGUGCAGUCACCACUAGGAACAGAAGGCAGUGUUUUCAGUGAUGAUGACUGGAGUACUACUCCUCACAUGGUUGAGGCAAAAUUCUUUAGUGAAGGAACAAGACCUGUGGGUGGAUUGCAGGUCACCCGGGAUAUUUACUGUAAAGAUGGACAGUGGGAUGGUCCAGGAACUAAGGGUGGUCUAUCACCAGGGGCUAUAAUAAGUGUUGCCAAUUUGCCCAGUGAUAUACGAGGUCUUAGUAUAUCAGAUGAUGAUCAUCAACAGGUACCAGCAGCUCCACCUAGACCACCCAAACCUGCUCACCUUGCAGAAAUCCCCCAGCAAACAUAUCAAAACUUAGAUACAAUUACAAGAACUUCAUUAGUGAGAAAGAACAGUUCUAAUGAGAAAGUCAGGAAUGGUAUAGGAGGUUCUCUUGCAGUUCAUGAGGCUACUACUGGAGUAUCUGAUCCUGAACCUUCUCCAGCUUCUGUUAACAGUUCUAUUCCUCCUUCAACACCUCGUGAAAUAAAUGAAGAAGUGCAUGUUAUGGUAAGGUCACAACAAUAUUCAGAAUCUGUAAGUCCCCAAGCAGCUGAAAGGGCCAAACAAAGACAUUGCUAUAAUAAUUUUACUCCAACGAACUUGCAAGGCCAGAUAUUCUCUUAUGAUAUGCGCCUGCAGGAUUUUCAUGAUAAACAGGCAGAACAGGACCCCAGGAUAUCACCUGCUGGUCUAUAUUCCAACAUCCCUCAGACAAACAAAAGUCCAAUCUAUCCUCCUGCUGUUGAUCGAGGACUAAAACCUAAAAAGACAUCUGAGGGAGGCAACCUUAGUUCCUCAGAACUGUCUCCUCCACCAUCUGGUGGUUCACAUGAGGUACUUGGAGCUGUUGGGGGUUCACCAGCACCACCGUCAUCGGCCCCACCUGUAGUUGAUAGAAAUUUAAAGCCCAUUAAGAACCCUUCAGAACCUGUAUCCAAAAAUAUGUUUGUACUAGAUCCAGCCCCCACACGCCUUAAAAAGCACGAUCAGCGCAAACAACGAGCUGCACCUUCUCCAACGCCUUCCACACUGCGCAAUGGCCGCAGUGGUAAUGAUAGUGGUGACGAAGCAGACCACACGUCCAACCCGGGUAGUAGACGGAACUCUACAAAUGCAGAUGAGCAGAUAUUUUUUUCCUUUCAGAAUGCAUGUCGACCACAACAUGAAAUUCAAUACUUGGAUCUGGAUCUUGACCCUGAGGCUCGACACAGUCCCAAGGCAUUGAAAGGAACUUCUAAUAAAGGCCCUGUAGGGGCGUCGGCUCCAUCAGUAGUGUACAAGAAGGUUGAUUUUGUCAAGACAGAUGCAUUUAAUAAGAUGAGAAUAAAUGUAGAAGACACUUACCGCAAGAAUCAAUAAUGGUGAAACACUAGACACAGUGUAAAGGGACUAUUCUGUACUGCAGAUUUGUAAAUAAGCUUGAAAAGUUAUUGUAAAGAAAAUGGUCAGUGAAGUGUGCAAGAGUUGUGGUUUUGGUUAUUUUUGUAUUUAUUUCCUAACAUGAGGCACCAAAGCAGCAUGCUCUAAACAUAAGUUGUGGAUGAUUUCCAUCAAGAUUUUAAGAGAGUAUAAGUGAUAGGAAUGUUUUGCAGUGUAAAUGUUCUUUGUUAGACACCUACUCUUCUUUGAAGAAGGCACAAAUGGACGAGUUGACGGUUCUGGGUAAACACAAGACGCAAGAAGCAAUCAUUUCACACACUAUUCGAAAUCACCUGGAGAAGCACCGAUUGAUCAAUGAUUCCCAGCAUGGCUUCACAAGCGGACG